GUUGCUAUUUUACUGACAUCUGUGGACUCUAGGCAGAAAAAUAUUAGUUUCGUAUGUUGUAUUAUUUAUCAAUUCAUUAACUUUUAUUUGUUGUUGCAAAUACCUAUAAAUGAUCUUGUUUUAAAAUAAGGACUAAACAAAAAGAAUCUUCAUAUUUAAUUUGACAUUAAAAAAUGAAAUGGUAGGAAAUUAAACUAUUCGUCAGUCACCCCUGCGCGCAGCUGGUCACAUUCUGCUGUCUCCGAUUUCAGCAACGCAUCAGCAAUGUGGGUGCCGAACAUGCCAAUUGUGAUCGUGUCGACGGUGGCGGCCACCGCAGGCGGCCUCUGCUUGUUUAAAGAUUUCUACGGCGGGCCUCCUUAUGAUAAGAACGUGAGGGCUGAAGGCAAGGUCGUCAUAGUGACGGGCGCUACCAGCGGCAUCGGCAGAGAGGCUGCCUGGGAUUUCGCUAGACGAGGCGCUAAGGUGUUCAUGGCAUGCCGCAACAUGGAGAAGUGCGAGGAGGUACGGCGCGACAUCGUGCUGGAGUCCAGCAACAAGUUCGUGUACUGCCGACCUUGUGACCUAGCCAGCACUGAGUCCAUCAGGAAAUUCGUUGAGAGGUUUAAGUCUGAAGAGCCUCAGGUGCACGUGUUGGUGAACAACGCGGGCGUGAUGGAGCCACCGGCCAGCGUGACGCGGGACGGCUUCGAGACACAGCUCGGAGUCAACCAUCUUGGACACUUCCUUCUUACCAACCUUCUACUGGACACGCUCAAGGAGUCAGCUCCGAGCCGGGUGGUGACUGUGUCGGGCAGCGCCCACUACCGCGGACAGAUCAAUAAGGACGACCUCAACUUUACGCAGAAAUACGACGCGCCCGCUGCGUACGCGCAGAGCAAGCUUGCCAACCUACUGUUUGUUAGAGAACUAGGCAGGAGGAUGUUAGGUUCGGGAGUUUCAGUAGUGGCGGUGGAUCCGAGUUUGACAGACACGAACAUAACACGACACAUGUCGAUGAUGAAGAGCGUCUCCCGCUACCUGGUGUACCCGAUAUUCUGGCCGUUUAUGAAGUCUCCCAAGAUUGGCAGUCAGGUCAUCGUCCACGCCGCCCUGGACCCAGCACUCAGUGACUGUUCCGGAGACUAUUAUGUUGAUAUGAAGAAGAAGGAGCCUUCGAAGUUAGCGCAGGACUACGAGCUGGCCAGCUGGUUGUGGAAGGUCAGCGAGAAGUGGACCAAACUCGACCAACAUAAAGCUGCGCUAGCGCAGGCUCGGGCCGCGUGAUAAUUAGUACAAUUUAAUUCAACUCCAGGAUG
Spodoptera exigua (beet armyworm) is the source of this 1298-nucleotide messenger RNA. Lineage: Eukaryota; Metazoa; Arthropoda; Insecta; Lepidoptera; Noctuidae. The record is from the annotation of a GenBank genome assembly.